Messenger RNA from Sus scrofa (pig), 3536 nucleotides. It is a transcript of the gene ZNF689, whose product is annotated as zinc finger protein 689. Gene Ontology annotation, molecular function: DNA-binding transcription factor activity, RNA polymerase II-specific. Gene Ontology annotation, cellular component: nucleus. NCBI's taxonomy places the organism in Eukaryota, Metazoa, Chordata, Mammalia, Artiodactyla, Suidae. The record is from RefSeq and is a predicted model, not a curated record. Gene Ontology annotation, biological process: regulation of transcription by RNA polymerase II.
CCCAAUCGCAGCGCCAUCACACUUGAGGGCAAAGAGGUUAGGAAGCCGGCAUGGCGCUCCGGUCAAUAAAAUCGAUAGCUGGAAGCUGCCUGUGUUUCAGGCAAAGGCGGUGCAGUAGCGGCGCCGCCAUUUUCCCCGAAGGCAUCUUCCGGUGCCUUUCACCCAAGUUCGGGCAGGAGUUUCCUGAAUAACAGCGAAAGGUUUCCGUUAGCCCCGCAGGCGGCCGAUUCCGGUUCCCUCCGGGCCUCCCUGGGCACGCUCCGCCCGGGUCCGGCGGGGGCUCCCAAACCUCGGGGCCAGCCAGCUCCCAGGGGCCGAGGCCGGGACGGGGACGGUCGUGGCGCCGGCUUCUCGGGCCCAAUGGCGCGGCCUUCCGCUCCGCUCCCCGCGCGGGGAGCGGGAGAGGCCGGACCCGGCCGGAGAAGGGGAAGGAGGCCAAGGGCGGUGAAGUUCGCGGACGUGGCCGUGUACUUCUCCCCGGAGGAGUGGGGGUGUCUGCGGCCCGCGCAGAGGGCCCUGUACCGGGACGUGAUGCGGGAGACCUACGGCCACCUGGGCUCGCUCGGGUGCGCAGGUCCCAAACCAUCCCUCAUCUCCUGGUUGGAACGAAAUACCGAUGAUUGGGAACCGGCUGCCCUGGAUCCACAGGAGUGCCCAAGGGGGGUAACAGUCCAGAGAAAAACCAGAACCAGAAAGAAGAACGAAGACAAGGAAGUCUUCCCACCUAGGGAGGCACCCCGAAAGGGGAAGCGAGGGCGCCGGCCCAGCAAACCCCGCCUGAUCCCCAGGCAGACCUCCGGAGGGCCCAUCUGCCCUGACUGCGGCUGUACCUUUCCCGACCACCCGGCCCUGCAGAGCCACAAGUGUGCGCAGAACCUGAAAAAGCCUUACCCUUGUCCAGACUGCGGGCGCCGCUUUUCCUACCCGUCCCUGCUGGUCAGUCACCGGCGGGCGCACUCUGGGGAGUGUCCCUAUGUCUGCGACCAGUGUGGCAAGCGCUUCUCCCAGCGCAAGAACCUCUCCCAGCACCAGGUGAUCCACACCGGCGAGAAGCCCUACCACUGCCCUGACUGUGGCCGCUGCUUCCGGAGGAGCCGGUCCCUGGCCAAUCACCGGACCACGCACACGGGUGAAAAACCGCACCAGUGCCCGAGCUGCGGGCGGCGCUUCGCCUACCCCUCCCUGCUGGCCAUUCACCAGCGCACGCACACGGGCGAGAAGCCCUACACCUGCCUGGAGUGCAGCCGGCGCUUCCGCCAGCGCACGGCGCUCGUCAUCCACCAGCGCAUCCACACCGGCGAGAAGCCCUACCCGUGCCCGGACUGCGAGCGCCGUUUCUCCUCGUCCUCCCGCCUGGUCAGUCACCGGCGGGUGCACUCCGGGGAGCGGCCCUACGCCUGCGAGCACUGCGAGGCCCGCUUCUCGCAGCGCAGCACGCUGCUCCAGCACCAGCUGCUGCACACGGGCGAGAAGCCCUACCCGUGCCCGGACUGCGGCCGCGCCUUCCGGCGGAGCGGCUCCCUGGCCAUACACCGCAGCACGCACACCGAGGAGAAGCUGCACGCGUGCGGCGACUGCGGCCGCCGCUUCGCCUACCCGUCGCUGCUGGCCAGUCACCGGCGCGUGCACUCGGGCGAGCGGCCCUACGCCUGCGACCUGUGCUCCAAGCGCUUCGCCCAGUGGAGCCACCUGGCCCAGCACCAGCUCCUGCACACCGGGGAGAAGCCUUUCCCCUGCCUCGAGUGCGGCCGGUGCUUCCGCCAGAGAUGGUCCCUGGCCGUCCACAAGUGCAGCCCCAGGGUCCAGAACUGCAGCCCGAGAUCUGCUCUCGGGGGGCCGAACCAGAAGGGCGAUGCCCUUUAGAGUGGGAAGCGCGUUUCAUGGCGGGGCGCAGAAAGGGGAAGGGGCCCCCAGCCACACAGGGCAGGGCUGGAGCUCAGCCCCAGCGCUCCUGCUACCCAGAGCUGAACUUGAGCGGAUUCUGCCGUGCUGGCUGCCUUAAUACGUGUGUCUGGGACAGACGGCCCCAGGAGGUGAGGUGACCUCGUUUGGUUAGUUUUCUAAGCUACCCUCAUCCGAAAAGGAUUUCUGUGUGUGGAUGUCAGGCUGAAAGUUCUCCCCACCUAAUUCAUACAGCCCGCAUCUGUCCCCUUGCCUCGCGUGAGGUCAGGAGGGUGCUGUGGAUGGGGAGCAGGAUCUUCCCCUCUGCCCUGUCCUCCCUUCCAGGUUUAAACAGACCUGGUUUAGCCCCCUUUUUACAAUGUUCCUGCCAAGUGGUCUUCUCCCCUUGACAGGGAGCUCACUACCUCACAAGGCAGGUCAUUGCACUGAGGGAUAGCUCUGAUCCUUAGAGGAACCUUCAGUACCACCGUCUCCUUCCCAGGAAGCCUGGCCCGGAAGGUUUCAAACGUGAUCUACACGGCCGGCUCUCAGAAAACUUAAUCACAACUCGCCACCACGCUGUCAGGUUGAAUAGCACUGAGUAGGUCAAUUAUUCCUUAAAGACAGGGUUUCAGUCACCACACAUGAUCUCUUCCCAAAACGGCACUGGUUUUUCAAUGUCCCUUCUCAAGGGUCAUACAAGAUAAGCCAGCAUCAGGGUACACCACCCGUGUUCUUGGUCUGUACUUGUUUUAACAGCUCUAGAUCACUUUGGAUCUGCGGGUGGUGGCAGUGUGCCAGGGGUUUAUUGUCGCAGACAUCUAAGUACCUAAGCCUUUUCUUUUUCUUCUGCACCCUGUGUUUGGGAAGUUGGUUUAAGAUGCCUCUGGGACAUGAGUGCAGUGAGCUUGGGGAAAAGGUUGAUUUUAAGGCAAAGCAGGGGCCUAGCAGCAAGAAGUAAAACCAGGACCAGCCUGUCCUCUUAUCUAGUGGAUUUGGAUUAGCUCCAGGCAGCCAGUGGCUGGAAAACUCUUGAGAACUGGGUCUCACGCCCCCGAUUCUCAUCAGCAUAAGGAGACACGAGCCCAGAACUGUCUAUGAGCCCUCUGUCAACACUGUUCAUGAAAUGAGGUGAGGCCAUUAUUUGAGGUCAGAAAGCUAGGGAACUGUGUAUAAAGCAGGAAGCGACUACAGGCAUCAGGUUAUGCUCAUGCCCAACCUCUUGCAUAAGUUCCAGAUGGUGGCAGCAGCAAUGUUUUAAUCUCUCACAUGCCUCCGUGGCCCCCAUCCCCGAGUAGGUGUUCUGUAACGCUUUACUGAAUUAACAAGGCCUGCCACUUCGCCUUGGGCACCUGCACCAAAUUGGAGUUUCCAAACAUGACUUAGAUCCCAACAGCUGGUGUGGCUCAUCCUCCUACCCCUGCUGCUGCUUCCUGCAGCUCUCCUGACAUCAGCCCGAGGGGGUGUCCCUGGGAACAGCGUUGGAAACCUCUGUUCUGUAUUUAACAAGUGGCAUCAAAGCCGUCUGUUUCUCCUUGGACUGAUGGGUUACCCCAAAGCAGCGGUCAUCCCAGACUGAAUUUCAUUAAAAUGUCUGAUGAAUGGCUUAUGUUCCUUGUGGAAUUACUGCAUAAAAUAUAAAUCUAGUUCCUUGA